Messenger RNA from Ipomoea triloba (trilobed morning glory), 1852 nucleotides. Its product is annotated as cytokinin dehydrogenase 1-like. Bases 70 to 1677 code for a protein of 535 amino acids. The transcript has 5 exons. Gene Ontology annotation, molecular function: cytokinin dehydrogenase activity; FAD binding. The record is from RefSeq and is a predicted model, not a curated record. NCBI's taxonomy places the organism in Eukaryota, Viridiplantae, Streptophyta, Magnoliopsida, Solanales, Convolvulaceae. Gene Ontology annotation, biological process: cytokinin metabolic process.
CACAAACCUCUCCAUUAAUUUCCACCCAAGGGAAAAAGCAAGAAAACCCCAAACCCUUUUCUGGAGAGAAUGAACUCACAGAGCCUGAAACAAAACACCAUGCUCCUCAGAUUCAUAAUAGUCAUAUUAGCCAGUUGCAGCAUCAACCAAAUCAACCUUUGUUCUACCUACCCUUUUGCCACCCCCCAUGUCCCUUCAAGUACCCUAAAACUGGAGGGCUAUCUUAGCUUUGACAACAUUGACCAUGCAGCCAAAGACUUUGGGAACACUCACCAUUUCCUCCCAUCUGCAGUGCUAUAUCCAAAAUCUGUCUCAGACAUCUCGGCCGUGAUCAAACAUGUUUUCGAGAUGAGUGGCGGCUCGGAGCUGACUGUGGCCGCCCGAGGCCACGGCCACUCCCUGCAAGGCCAGGCGCAGGCUCACAAUGGAGUGGUGAUCAACAUGGAAUCGCUUAGUGGCGAGCCAAGGUUGCGUUUCCAGACGGGAGGAAGAAACCCCUACGUCGAUGUCUCUGCAGGGGAGCUUUGGAUAAACCUCCUGCAUGAAAGCCUUAAACAUGGGCUCACCCCGAAAUCUUGGACCGAUUAUCUUCACCUCACCAUUGGCGGCACUCUGUCUAAUGCCGGAAUCAGUGGCCAGGCAUUCCGGCAUGGACCUCAGAUCAACAACGUUUAUCAACUUGAGAUUGUCACAGGUAGAGGAGAAAUAAUGGCAUGUUCAGAGGAGCAGAACACUGACCUGUUCAACGCAGUACUUGGAGGACUAGGACAAUUCGGUGUCAUCACCAGAGCAAGAAUUGCCCUUGAACCAGCACCCAAGAUGGUUAAGUGGAUCAGAGUUCUGUAUUCAGACUUUGCCACAUUCACCAGUGACCAAGAAAACCUCAUUUCAUCUGAGGAUACUUUUGAUUACAUUGAAGGGUUUGUAAUAAUCAACAGAACCGGUCUGGUUAAUAACUGGAGGUCUACUUUCAAUCCUAAAGACCCAGUUCAAGCCAGCCAGUUCAAAUCUGAAGGCAAAACACUUUUCUGCUUAGAGGUUGCCAAGUACUUCAACCCAGAAGAUUCUGGUUUCUUGGAUCAGAAAAUCGACACGCUUUUGUCAAAGCUGAGCUACAUUCGAACCACGCUGUUCCUUUCGGAAGUUUCUUAUGUGGAUUUUCUGAAUAGGGUGCACAUCUCAGAGAUGAAACUCAGAGAAAAAGGGCUGUGGGAAGUCCCCCAUCCAUGGCUGAAUCUUCUUAUUCCAAAGUCCAAGAUUCAUGUCUUUGCUAAAGAGGUUUUUGGGAACAUUCUCUCAGACACCAGCAAUGGCCCCAUUCUCAUCUACCCUGUGGAUAAAUCUAAGUGGAGAAAGGGGACAUCCUUGGUUACUCCUAAGGAGAAUGUUUUCUACAUGGUAGCAUUCUUAACCUCUGCAAUGCCAUCAUCUACUGGGAAAGAUGGCCUGCAACAUAUACUUUCACAGAACCGAAGAAUUUUAGAUUUCUGCAAAAGGGCAAACAUUGGGAUGAAACAAUACUUGCCCCAUUACAGCACUAGGGAGGAGUGGAAAGCCCAUUUUGACAGCCAGUGGGAUGUUUUUGUCAGACGGAAAUCCCUUUAUGACCCUUUGGCUAUCUUGGCUCCUGGCCAGAGAAUUUUCAGAAGAGUAACAACCUUUCAACAACAAUUAUGAAUGAAUAACUUAGUACACAGAUCUUUUAGCAUACAAGAAUAGUGAUAAUGCUGAAAAGAGUAGACAAGUGAAUGAAUUUCUUAUUGUCAAUUCUUGUACCUAUAUGGUUUUUAUAAAAAUGGCAGCAAACCAAAAUUUCUCUUGUUUGUUGUGUGAGUCUGAGAUUGAAGUUUUC